Molecule: messenger RNA, 2595 nt
Organism: Apus apus (common swift)
Lineage: Eukaryota; Metazoa; Chordata; Aves; Apodiformes; Apodidae
Gene: DEPDC1
Product: DEP domain containing 1
Exons: 12
Coding region: 1-2454 (817 amino acids)
Biological process (GO): intracellular signal transduction
Cellular component (GO): transcription repressor complex; nucleus
Source: RefSeq, a predicted model, not a curated record
AUGGCCGGGCGGGCCGCCCCGGGGCCCUACCGCGCCACCGCGCUGUGGAAUGAAGUCACCAGGUACUUCCGAGCUGGGAUGCCCCUGCGGCAGCACCGGCAGCUCCUCCGCCGGCACGGCAGCUGCUUCACCGCGGCCGAGGCUGCCGACUGGCUGCACCGGGUGCUGCGGGCUGACAGCAACUUCGGGCCUGAAGUCACCAGGCAGCAAACUGUCCAGCUGUUAAGAAAGUUCCUCAAGAACCACGUCAUUGAAGAUAUCAAAGGGAGAUGGGGGUCCGAAGACUUAGAAGACAAUGGUGUGCUGUACAGAUUUCCUUCAACGUCUCCAGUUAAACCUCUACCAAGCUCAUGUCCACCAAAAGAGAACUUGGAAAACUUCUCUAGAGACAAAGAGAGACCUUUUAAGCUGCCACAUUUAUCCAAGAGAACUUUCAAAAAAAAUGAGUUGCUGCAGUCUCUGGAAAAUUUAGAGAAACCAAACUCAGAUAUAAUAAAGGAAAAUAAGGAAGACAAACCACAUAGGAAGGAAAUAAGCCAGGAAUACGUGCAAGAAACUUGGAGAAAUAUCAUUCUAAUACAUUUGCAGACCAUUUUAGGCCUCCCAUCUUUGGAAGAAGUUUUGCAGCCAACACAGAUAGUUCCUGAGUAUGUCAUAUACAACAUGACUAACGUCAGCAAACAUGGGGUGGUUAUUUUGCAGAACAAAUCAGAAGACCUCCCUCACUGGGUGUUGUCAGCCAUGAAAUGCCUGGCCUACUGGCCUCGAAAUAAUGACAUGAGCCAACCAACUUACAGUGGGUUUGAACGGGAUGUGUUCAGAACAGUUGCUGAUUACUUUCUCAGUCUCCCUGAACCAUUGCUUACUUUUGAGUACUAUGAACUUUUUGUUAAUAUUUUAGUUAUGUGUGGUUACAUCACAAUUCCAGAUAUAUGCAGUGGAAAACAUUCUGCCCAAGAUGAGAAACGUGACCCACAACCUUCAAAAAUUCUUCACUUGAACUCUUUCAAGUCAACUGAGUGUCUUCUCCUAAGUCUGCUUCGUAAAGAGCCUGACAAAAAAAAGAGAGAAUUGGAAGCCUCCAGGAAGCUGUCUUCAGAAGAGCUAGCUAUUAAAAAGCAAUGUGCAAAGAAACUGCAGCAAUAUAAACUGGCACGUAAACAAGGUGGUGCUGAUAAUCUGGUAGGAGGAAGUUGUCAAAAUCUUUCCAGUUUUCAGGAUAAACAAGAUCCACCCCAACCAUUUAGGACAAGAUGUUACUCUUUGGAAAGAGUUGGAGAUUCUACUUCAAAUGUCUGUAAUGAGGGAGAAUCUGCUGCCCUCAGGCAAAGUGAUGUGGACACCAUCCCAGGCACAAGAAAUGGAAAACUAUCACUAGUGCACGAGUAUGAAGCUAAUUCUGUAUUGGAGCUUGGUUUUGAUAGCACAAGUCAACACCAAACAUGUGGUAUCAAGAGGGUUUCUGCCUCGGCUCUUCAGGAUAAAGAGCUGGUUAAUGAAAAGCACAGACUGAAGCAAGUAAACAGGUCUCUGAGUUUACUUGGCAAGAGGAACUCCAAAAGUUGCAGUAGCAUUAACAUCCCAGUUGCUGAAAUCACAGUGAAGCCAAGGUCUCAACUUUGUGGGCAAGGAAAACCACAUACCUCUGGUGUGGCUACUUCCAUGGACAUCAGGACUGAGGUUUCCAAUGUCACCAUAAAUCAGAGGCUCUGCAAAAGUACCACAGAACUCUCAGAAUCCUCUCUCACUCACUCUUGUCUGUUGACUGGCACGCAAAAUCUCCUUCAGCCUCACUUAGAAAGGAUUGCUGUGGAAGCCCUGCAGAUCUGUUGCCUGCUGCUGCCACCGCCCAAUCGCAGGAAGAUCCAGCUCCUGAUGCGCAUGAUCUCCCGGAUCAGUGAAAACGUGGACAUGCCCCGACUGCACCAGGAGAUGGGAACACGCUCUUUGAUGAUCCAGACCUUCUCUCGCUGUGUGCUGUGCUGUGCAGAAGAAGUAGAUCUUGAUGAGCUGCUUUCUACACGACUGGUUUCAUUUCUCAUGGACCAUCAACAAGAAAUAUUUAAAGUCCCAACCUACCUGCAGGUUGCAGUGCAAGAUCACAUAGAGUACAUGAAGGUGGCUGAGUGCAAAUAUCCAAAGGAAGACAUGUGUGCCAUAUUGCCAACCUAUUCCUACUGCAAACAAAUAACUCCUCAGGAGUUUGAAGAGCAAAAGGUUUCUACCUCUCAAGCUGCUGUGGCAGAGCUUUUGGAGAACAUUAUCAAAGAUAAAAACUUGUCUGUGAAAGACAAGAAGAAGAAGUUGAAACAGUUUCAGAAGGAGUACCCCCUGAUCUACCAGAACAGAUUUCCAACCACAGAAAAUGAAGCAAUGCUAUUGGAGAACAAACCUACCAUCAAACAACCCAUGCUGAGCUUAAGAAAGCCAAGACUUCGCAGCCUGAGAUACUGAUCUCGCCACCCUUCAGCUGCUUAUUUAUUUGAUGGAUGGAUGAAUGAUUUGCCAAAGGGGCCUUUGCUACAGAAAUUUGUUGGUGGCUGCAUGUGUAGAAGGAAGAAAUGUUUACAUGGACACUAUGUUGAAAGGUGCCAA